Messenger RNA from Gryllus bimaculatus (two-spotted cricket), 99 nucleotides. The record is from the annotation of a GenBank genome assembly. NCBI's taxonomy places the organism in Eukaryota, Metazoa, Arthropoda, Insecta, Orthoptera, Gryllidae.
AUGUUCAUUAACAAGGGCAGCACCAUCAACCUCACGUGCCCUCCGUCCAACAUCCACUGGACGCACAACUCGCGGCGCAGCUACACCUUAGAGUUCUAA